AUGACAUUGGACCAACUACUGAAGCUGUUGGAGGAGGUGUUCGAUGCCGCGAUGGCCCUGCUGGGGCCGCUGGUUGGCUUCAGCCCGGAGCAGAUCGCUAAGGCCGACGCCGACCUCCACGCGCUGGUGACCACCAUCGAGCGCCUGGAGCGCCGGGACAUCGAGGCGCAGACAGGCGCCGAACGUAUCGUCCGCGAUCUGAUGGAACUUCUCAACGACCUCGGCGUCGACCCGCACUUCCCGGCGGACGACACGCCGACGGCGCUGGACGCCGCGCUGGAGGCGUUGCUCGGCGUGCUGGACGGCGCCCUGGACUUUUACGGGCCGCGUUACAACCUGGACCCGUACACGCUGAAGGUCAUUAAGGCUGACCUGGCCGGUCUGAUGUCAGACAUCCGCACCAUCGAGCACGGCCACACCCCGCUCACCGACGGCCUGGUCCGCAUCGUCGACGACGUCUUCAAUAUGCUGAGGGACUUCGGCGUGCCGGUGCUGGACACAGAAUCAUCUGUUCACCUUGCUGAGAAGUCAGCCCUGUUGAGAAGACAACUGCAGACACUAAUGGGUGUCAUCAGUGCCGCCCGGAACCCGCCCAGAGCUCUGGCGGCAUCGUCGGUGGCCGACAUUAGAAAGCUGGAGUCGGACCUGGUCGCGCUUGGGGAAAACCGUGACGGGGUCACACUUUUUGAGGUGGUUCACGAUAUGACGCAGGUGGUCAGGCGGUUUGUGCGCGUACUGGCAUAAGCAGAGAUUUGAUUUCAGUGUACGGCUGACAGGAAGGCUUUCAAUAAAUGACGCACA
Messenger RNA from Pollicipes pollicipes, 801 nucleotides. RefSeq lists its product as uncharacterized. The transcript has 3 exons. The record is from RefSeq and is a predicted model, not a curated record. Lineage: Eukaryota; Metazoa; Arthropoda; Thecostraca; Pollicipedomorpha; Pollicipedidae. The coding region runs from base 1 to 744 and encodes 247 amino acids.